AUGAAGGACCCCGUUCACAGGACCGCUUCUCCCUAUCCUGAUUCCUCCGUCAAAGGCCCUCGUUCUCAGCAACAGCAAGCCCAACUCGCCCACUCUCUCCUCCAAGACCGCAAGAUGAUUUCGAAUACCAAAGUCAACAAAACUGCCCUCCACCCUGGCGGCAUUGAGCCCCAGACGGAGGAGCACACAGAACUUGAGAUCGAACUCCACGACAAGGCACACAUCGACUACGACAGAGUUGCAAUUAUCCCCAACCCUUCCGUCGCUGCCCUGUACGAAGAUGCUCUUGUAUACGAAGUCGGAUCAGCCAUCGCGUCCAGCGGUGCCCUGACUGCAUACUCCGGUGCAAAGACUGGCCGUUCGCCUUCAGACAAGAGAAUCGUAAAGGAGCCCAGUUCAGAAAAUGACAUCUGGUGGGGACCAGUCAACAAGCCCAUGGCUCCAGAGGUGUGGAAAAUCAACCGCGAACGUGCCAUUGAUUACCUCAACACCAGAACUCGCAUCUACGUUGUUGAUGGAUAUGCCGGCUGGGACGAGAAGUACAGAAUCCGCGUGAGAGUUAUUUGCGCCCGCGCGUACCAUGCUCUCUUCAUGCGCAACAUGCUCAUCCGCCCUCCCCGUGAGGAGCUGGAGCACUUCCACCCGGACUACACGAUUUACAACGCCGGUACCUUCCCCGCCAACAGAUACACCGAGGGUAUGACCUCUGGCACUUCGGUUGCUAUCAACUUUGCCGAGAAGGAGAUGGUCAUCCUGGGUACCGAGUACGCCGGAGAGAUGAAGAAGGGAGUCUUUACCGUUCUCUUCUACGAGAUGCCUAUCAAGCACCACGUUCUGACCCUCCACUCCUCGGCCAACGAGGGCAAGAAUGGCGAUGUCACCCUCUUCUUCGGUCUCUCCGGAACUGGCAAGACCACCUUGUCCGCCGACCCGAACCGUGCCCUGAUUGGUGACGACGAGCACUGCUGGAGCGACCGUGGUGUCUUCAACAUUGAGGGUGGCUGCUACGCCAAGUGCAUUGGCCUGUCGGCUGAGAAGGAGCCCGAUAUUCACGGUGCUAUCCGCUUCGGCUCCGUCCUGGAGAACGUUGUCUUUGACCAGGAGACCAGAGAAGUCGAUUACGAUGACGCCACCCUGACUGAGAACACUCGAUGCGCCUACCCCAUUGAGUACAUUAGCAACGCCAAGAUCCCCUGCUUGUCGCCCAACCACCCCAGCAACAUUGUGCUCUUGACCUGCGACGCCCGCGGAGUUUUGCCCCCCAUCUCCAAGCUCAACAGCGCCCAGACCAUGUUCCACUUCAUCUCCGGUUACACCUCCAAGAUGGCUGGUACUGAGGACGGUAUCACCGAGCCCCAGGCAACCUUCUCGUCUUGCUUCGCCCAGCCCUUCUUGGCUCUGCACCCCAUGAAGUACGCCAAGAUGUUGGCCGAGAAGAUCGAGCAGCACUCGGCCAACGCCUGGCUCCUCAACACUGGUUGGGCCGGUGCUGGUUACACUCAGGGCGGCAAGCGUUGCCCGCUCAAGUACACCCGUGCCAUCCUGGACGCCAUCCACUCGGGUGAGCUCGCCAAGGUCGAGUACGAGAACUACGAGGUCUUCAACCUCCAGGUUCCCAAGACCUGCCCCGGUGUCCCGUCAGAGCUCCUCAACCCUGCCGUCGCCUGGACCGCCGGUGCCGACAGCUUCCAGCAGGAGGUCAAGAAGCUCGGAGGACUGUUCAUUGAGAACUUCAAGAAGUACGAGUCCGAGGCCACCGACGAGGUCAAGGCCGCUGGCCCUGUUGUUUAG
Messenger RNA from Neoarthrinium moseri, 1791 nucleotides. RefSeq lists its product as uncharacterized. The transcript is spliced from 8 exons. NCBI's taxonomy places the organism in Eukaryota, Fungi, Ascomycota, Sordariomycetes, Amphisphaeriales, Apiosporaceae. Gene Ontology annotation, molecular function: phosphoenolpyruvate carboxykinase (ATP) activity; ATP binding. Bases 1 to 1791 code for a protein of 596 amino acids. Gene Ontology annotation, cellular component: cytosol. The record is from RefSeq and is a predicted model, not a curated record. Gene Ontology annotation, biological process: gluconeogenesis.